AUGAUCGUCGGCCUUCCGUGCGUCAGCUGGUGUUCGGCGAGCAUGGACGCGGAGGAGUUGGUCGAAUCCAUCAUCCGAGCGCUCAUGUUCUUGGCGGGGAUCGUCGGUAACAACUGGCUGGCCGUCAGCUCCGUGCCCCCCAAGGGGUCCGACCUCUGCACCAACGAGGCGCUCUUCAUCAACCUGGCCGUCUCCAACCUCAUCACCAACUACCUGGUGGACCUCCCCGACGCCGUCGCCGACUUCGCCGGCCGCUGGUUCCUGGGCCAGGCCUACUGCGGCGUUUUCCGCUUCUGCGCCGACCUGUCGGAGACGAGCAGCAUCUACACGACCUUCUUCAUCAGCGCCUUCUGGCACCAGAAGCUGGUGGGCUCCCUGAAGCGGGGCGGCGCCCCCGUCAAGAUGGACAACGUCGGACUGGUGCUGAGCCUGCUGGCGGGCAGCUGGGCCACGGCUCUGGCCUUCAGCGUGCCGCAUUUCUUCUUCGUGAGCGUGGAGGCUACCAACGAGAGCAAGGAGGACUGUUUGGACGUCUUCCCGGACGCCCUUUCCAGAUGGACCUACGACAUCUUCUACCUGACGCUGGCCAACGCCCUGCCUCUCGCCGGGAUGCUGUUUGCCAGCGCCCAGAUCGUGGUGACGUUGCUGAAGAACCAGCACCGCGUCCGAAGUCGGAACGCGGACCGCAGCGCUCUCGAAGGAGCAGACGGUACGGUUUACGUGCGCGACGCCGCCUCGCCGACCCAACUUGACACAGGUGCACCCGACCCUGCUUCCCAUCUGGACGCUUGCAACACCUCCGGGGCUCCACAUGGGCCAUCCAAGCCCAACUCCAGUUCCAGCUCCAGCUCCCAGGUGCGGGCGGCCAAAAGCGUGGUGGCGGUGGCCGGCGUGUUCCUGGUGUGCUGGCUGACUCAUCUGCUGCUGCGAAUCACCAACAGCGUCCGCUCCUCCUCGCUGGUGGUGGAGGUGGCCAGCUACAUCGCCGCCUCCUACACCUGCAUCAUCCCCUACAUAUUCCUGCACGGAGUUAAAAAGCUCACAUGCUCGUGCAAAAGAUAGAAGGGGGCGGGGGGAGUGAGAGAGGGAGGGGGGGGGGGUAGAAGCAUUUAGAGCGGAUCUCAACUGCAAAUAUGGUUCAUAAUGUCCCUUAGUCAUUUUUUUUCGAUUCUUGCGAAAGGAACAGAGUAAAAUUAAAUUAAGAUCUGCUCAAGUAAAAUUGGAUUAUGGCUCCACAUAGACAACACACCGGUGGGGUGGGCGAAAACUGCACAACGAACAGCGAUGCUAAUAAUGAUUUUUAUUUUUGGCUGUGGAUGAGCUACGAAGGCGAAUUUUGCAAGAAAUUAUUGUAGCGAGGCGUAUAAUUAGAUCAGCGAUUCUAAAAAUGCUACGCAGGCUUCCACAAGUGGUAAAAAAAAAUAUAUAUAUGUUGAUUCUUUGUAUAAUGGAACAGAAAGCAGAACCUUACUUUUGAUUUUUUUAAUCCGGUAAAGUACAUUUGAGGCAGAACGGUGGAGCAGCUGGUAAAGGGUUGGCCUCACAGUUCUGAGAAACCAGGUUCGAUCCCGGCCACACCUGUGUGGAGUUUGCAUGUCCUCCCCGUGCCUGCGUGGGUUUCCUCCGGGCACUCCAGUUUCCUCCCACAUCCCAAAAACAUGCAACAUUAAUUGGACACGCUAAAUUGCCCCUAGUUGUGAUUGUGGCUGUUUGUCUCGAUGUGCCCUGCGAUUGGCUGGCAACCAGUUCAUUCACAGCUGGGGUAGGCUCCAGCACUCCCCGCGACCCUCGUGAGGAUAAGUGGCAAAUAAAAUGGAUGGACGGAUAGAGUACACUUGUUAAAAUCAUUCAUCCAUCCCCUUUCUGAGCCGCUUAUCCUCACGAGGGUCGCAGGAGUGCUGGAGACAAUCCCAGCUGUCAUCAAAGAGGAGUGGACCCUGAACUGGUCGCCAGCCAAUCGCAGGGCACGUAGAGACAAACAGCCACAAUCACACCUAGGGGCAAUUUAGAGUCCAUUUAAUGCAGGGACGAGGCGAACAUGCAUGAAUAAUUUCCAGCAGAACUGUAAGGUCAUCAAAAUAUGAAACACUUCAUUAUGUGAAAUUGCACACCAAUGCAAAUGACCACCCCCCCCCCAAAAAAAAACUUUACUCAUAUUAAUAUUCAAUCCAUUGAAGAAUUUUCAUGUCUUACUACAACAUUGUGGUUAGUACAGGCGCAUCUCAAUAAAUUAGAAAAUGAAAAAUAAGUCUGUAUAGAGGGUUUCUCCAUGAGAAAUAUGAAUAUCUAAGUAACUACAUAUCAUGGAACAUCAAAAACAAUUUUCUGAGUGGCAAUUGCUACUUUGUUUUGAGAUUAAAAAUUGUUUACGUAACAUUUUAAUUUCUUAGGACAGUUAUGUUUUCUGUUCAU
This is a messenger RNA of Syngnathoides biaculeatus (alligator pipefish), 2412 nucleotides long. Its product is annotated as alpha-1D adrenergic receptor. Gene Ontology annotation, cellular component: membrane. Gene Ontology annotation, molecular function: peptide binding; G protein-coupled receptor activity. The record is from RefSeq and is a predicted model, not a curated record. NCBI's taxonomy places the organism in Eukaryota, Metazoa, Chordata, Actinopteri, Syngnathiformes, Syngnathidae. The coding region runs from base 1 to 1062 and encodes 353 amino acids. Gene Ontology annotation, biological process: G protein-coupled receptor signaling pathway. The transcript has a single exon.